AUGUCAGCCGUAGAAAAUGUAGAUACAUCGAAAUUAGUGAGAUACACGUCUCCGGUGAACCCCGCUGUGUUUCCGCAUUUAACUCUAGUUUUAUUGGGGAUUGGUAUAUUUUUUACGGCUUGGUUUUUCGUAUACGAAGUGACCAGUACGAAGAAAACGAGAAGUUUACGAAAAGAAUUAAUGGUGGCAUUGGUAGCUUCAAUUUUUUCGGGUUUCGGCAUAUUAUUUUUACUAUUAUCGGUCGGUAUAUACGUUUAAGUGUCAAAUAUUUUUUCGUUUUAUAAAUGUUUUGUUUUAAUACAUCGUUUUAACAUUA
Messenger RNA from Diorhabda carinulata, 316 nucleotides. RefSeq names its product transmembrane protein 258 (gene kud). Gene Ontology annotation, cellular component: membrane-bounded organelle. The transcript has 2 exons. The record is from RefSeq and is a predicted model, not a curated record. NCBI's taxonomy places the organism in Eukaryota, Metazoa, Arthropoda, Insecta, Coleoptera, Chrysomelidae. Gene Ontology annotation, biological process: protein N-linked glycosylation. Bases 1 to 258 code for a protein of 85 amino acids.